AUGGCUGUUUAUGAAGACCCUUAUGAUCACAAUUACAAUGCUCUUCCACCUCCGCUCGUUAUUACCGAAACCGCUGUUCAGAUAGCUACCGAGAUCAAGACUGUUACACACACGGAGCACCACACGGUCGCUACUCAAGUCACGGUUCCUCCUCCUGCAAACACUCGUCGCGUUGCAUCUCCUACUCCCGAGUUGGUCUCUGCUUCGUCUCCGACGACGAACAUACCCCGUACUACAGCCGUAGAGGUUGUCGUCGAGGAACCAAUUUUUAUUGAGCGGGAAGAAGAUGAGACCGAAACAGUCACUGUUGUCCGUAACUCGCGACCGAGGCGGCGCGCGAGAUGGUGGUGAAACUGUGGUGCUGUGGCCGACCCUGUCGCUACGCGUGUCGUCUUGCUUUGAUCUACGAUGUUUUCAACGAUUUCACCUUCAUUUUUCCCGCGACCUGCUUUGCUUUGCUGCGAUUUCCAAGCAUCUACGAGCUGUACUAGGAAUUCCCCUCCCUCUUACGUGUAUGAUCUUCGCGACGCAUGUAUCGAUACUUCUUGAACUGUACUCAUGCGACACGACUAUCUGAUGUUUGGAGAACGUCAGCAUGGCCUUUACGACUUUCCAGCUUGCCUUACUGUUUUAUUCUUAACGACGACGACGAUUGUCUUGUGUAGACUAGCAAUGGAACUACAUAAGAAUAUCUCCAGA
Messenger RNA from Laetiporus sulphureus 93-53, 699 nucleotides. RefSeq lists its product as uncharacterized. Lineage: Eukaryota; Fungi; Basidiomycota; Agaricomycetes; Polyporales; Laetiporaceae. Bases 1 to 351 code for a protein of 116 amino acids. The record is from RefSeq and is a predicted model, not a curated record. The transcript has a single exon.